UGGAUUUUUCACACAAAAUUUGAAGAAACCUGUUGAAAAUUUGCUAUUUGGCAGUCACUUUAUUUGUACCCCUCGAUGGCUGGCAAUAUGGAAGGCGUUUUGAAUCCAUUGCUGCCGGUCGACACAGAGAGGUUUGGCAUUCUGCUGGAAUUCAAGGCUGGUCGCAUGAAUAUAGCUGGAAAAAUGGUGGAGCCAGACACACGCAAGGGUUCAGUCUUUAUUCGGCGUACCGAUGACAAUAACAUCCAUUUCUGCUGGAGGGACCGCAUAUCGGGUAUGGUUGAACUGGACCUUCUCGUCUCCCCGCGUAUGUUAGAGUUUCGACGGGUCGAGCAGUGCAAGACUGGACGCGUCUAUGUCCUAAAGUUUAUUCAAUCCACUCGUCGCUUGUUCUUCUGGAUGCAGGAGCCCACCCAUGAUCUAGACGAUGCCUACUGUGCGCGUAUCAAUGAGCUGCUGGCUCUCGCCGAGUCCAAUGUGGAGAUGCCCAGUAGCGAUGCAGUUUGCACCGCUCACGAGCAUUUGAGGGGCGGCAGCGAGGGUGUUCCUGGGGUCCAGCAGAUACGCAGCUUCAUGCACAGCUUCUCGCAUGAGCAGAUGGCACAGCUGUGGAGCUCACAGCCGAUGACGUCAAGCGCCACCUCGCUGGCCAUGCCAGAUCCUGCGGCCAUGACAUUCAUAGACCACAGCGAGCCCUGGAUGACCGACGUGGAGUCGCAGGGCCAAUACCAACAGCAGCCGGUGCGACAUGGUGUUGAUUUUUGUGGUGCGUUUCGGGCACUGAGCGCUCCCGCUGUGGCAUCGGUGCUAACCAUACCCUCUGCCAGACAUGCCCUGGCAAAGAAACUGCCGGUGAGUCAGUCGGCCAAUGCCCAAGAGCUUGCCGCUGAGAUUGAGGAGCACGCCCGCUCGCCACAGUUCUAUGAAGCACUCGGCCAGUUCUCGUGGGCCUUCCAGGCAGGUCUUAUGGGCCCAGUGAUGGAACAAUUCGGUCUGAGUCCGACAGCUGUGCAGGCCGCCUACGAUGGUGAUCUGGAACAGUUCCUGCUAUCUUUCGGUGACGAUGAUGUUGAUACUGUGGGUGAGGUUGAAAUCGGUACAGAGAUGAUGCAAUAGAAUUGAUGCCAUUGAGAUGUUGGAGAUGAUGGAGAUGAUGGAGAUGAUGGGGCAUGGAAAUCAAACUGACAGAUAAAUAUUGACAAGCAGCAGUGAAAGCUCUUAAGAUUUUGCACUUGCACGACGAACUGGCAGUGGCAGUGGGAGUUGCCCAAAACUAUGCUAUUAAAAUAAAAUAAAGGAAAAAAAAGCGUUUUGUAAAAAAAAAAAACAGCAAACCUGGUUGGGGAAACGAUGGAGGAGGAGGAGAUGGGGGCGUGCGCCAACAAAUGCAAUAACUGCGCAAAGUUACGAAGAUAAAUGAGAUGCCAUAAGUUAGACGACAACUUGCACGGCUACAGCGACAACGACAAAGACAACGGCAAGGAGGACAACUAAAAGAACAAGAACAAGAACAGGAACAGGAGCGAGAACGAGAACGAGAACGAGUACGACAACCACGACGAAGAGGAACAGACAAGAGCAACUGUGGCAACUGGCACUAAAAUUGAUAUAAAGGCAAAAAAAAUUGGAAAAAUAGUUGUAAACUGCAGAGCAGCAAAGUGAGUUUAUAAAUAAUAAGACAAUUAUGGCAUAAAUUGUGUAAGUAGUAUUCUUGAGAUUUAAUGAUUAACUUUAGUUAUUUACCU
Molecule: messenger RNA, 1745 nt
Organism: Scaptodrosophila lebanonensis
Lineage: Eukaryota; Metazoa; Arthropoda; Insecta; Diptera; Drosophilidae
Gene: Rpn13R
Product: proteasomal ubiquitin receptor ADRM1 homolog
Exons: 2
Coding region: 76-1116 (346 amino acids)
Biological process (GO): ubiquitin-dependent protein catabolic process
Cellular component (GO): proteasome regulatory particle, lid subcomplex; cytoplasm; nucleus
Molecular function (GO): endopeptidase activator activity; proteasome binding; ubiquitin binding
Source: RefSeq, a predicted model, not a curated record